AGUGCAGACUCCCUCUUUCCCUCCAAGCCAUGGUGGUUUAGGAGGGGAUAGAAUCCAGUCCCAUCUCAAUCUACAAGAAGUCCACGGAACUCAUUGCCACCAUUUGCAUGGAGGUGAAAGAAGUAGAAGAAACUAUAGAAGAGAUGCUAAUAAGGCUGGAUGAAUUCUGUGGCAUGACUGAUAUGAUUAGAAGUGAUACAUCCCAGAUCCUGGAUGAGUCCAUUCCACUCGUUAAAGCCAAAGUGAGGGAAAUGAACAACAUCUACACCAAAAUUGAUAAGCUGGAGGCAUUUGUUAAAAUGGUUGGACACCACGUUUCUUUCCUAGAAGAACAAGUGCUUGAAGCAGAGAAGACCCAUGGCAACUUUCCUUACUCUGUUCGCAAACUACUUCAGUCUGCCACUAUCCCCAUUUUUAAAAAUAAGCACACUCCAUCAGCACAGCACACGUAUGACCUCCCAGAACUCUACAGAACUGAAGACUAUUUUCCUAUGAACUAUGCAGGUACAAAACAUAAAAAUCAUUAAUGUUUGAAUUUAGGAACAGCUUUUAGGAAAAGGUUGCUUGAGGGUUUUUCCAUGUCUGAUAUCAUUCUCUGGAUUUGUUCUUAUGAUUUGUGCACUUUGUCCUGCCUUGAAUAAAAACCUGAAUUCUGUUAUGAGCAAAAUGUAUAUUAAUAUAUUGCAAUGACAGAGGAAAGUGGACCAUAGUUUCAUAAUACACUUAGUUGGUACACCUUUAUGGAAAUAGCUCAUUUUAAAGAGGAAAUUAAACUUUUUAAAACAUCAUGUGUGGAAAUGUAAAUACCAUUAAGUACAUACUUAGUUCUGAGUUUUGAUCACGUUACUUAAGAACAACAGUUUGGUUUAUCACUGAAAAAAUGUAUGAAAACUUGUCACUGUUCACACUGACAUUUGGAAACUUAUUUAUACAAAACACAAAGCUGUAGUGCUAUAGCUUGGUAGAUUAAAACAAUUUCAGAUUAUCUGUUCACAUUAAGUUCUAAAAUUGUAUUAACACUUACUGCAUGCUCUUCCCAUACCUGAAAUAGCUGUUGCGUUAUAGAUAACAAACAAAAGCCAACAUGACAAUUUUGGAUAUUUGCUAAUAAUUCUACAUGGCCAAGACAUUCAGGACUUUUCGUCAAAAUAGGAUAGGGCUUCAAAAGCCUUCCAAAAGUUGUUUGUAUAAUGUACUUUGAAUCAUGUAAAUAAACUUUCUGCAAAGCUAAAAAA
Alligator mississippiensis (American alligator) is the source of this 1235-nucleotide messenger RNA. It is a transcript of the gene BCAS4, whose product is annotated as breast carcinoma amplified sequence 4. The transcript is spliced from 5 exons. NCBI's taxonomy places the organism in Eukaryota, Metazoa, Chordata, Crocodylia, Alligatoridae. Bases 108 to 527 code for a protein of 139 amino acids. The record is from RefSeq and is a predicted model, not a curated record. Gene Ontology annotation, cellular component: BLOC-1 complex.